AGCAAAAUUAGGAGUCGACGACACGUAGUAACAUUUUCUUCCACCCGCCCAACCUGAAGAUAUCUUCUUUUUCCUUCCAUUAUCUAUUCUUCAUUCUUCUAGGCCUCGUUUCCACUAUGCACUUCAAACUAAUCUAGCCUCUUCUUUCCCUUCUAUCUUUCUUUAUGAACUUAACAGUUCCGUUAUUCUCUGCUUCAUCUUUUUCUUCUUCUUCUUCACCUUCACCAAUCUAUAACCCUUUUCCUCUCCACUGGGUCUCUUCUUACAUCACACCCUCAAAACCCAAGUGCCCCUUUGGCUUCCAAAUAGCCAACUCCGCCACCACUGACCUCUCUCUCACUACUGCCUCCACUGAUUCUCCUUCUCCUUCUCCAUCUAGCCGUUUAAAAAAUGACCAAGCCCUUUUAGCUCUCCUUCGUCAAAGAAAAACGGAAGAAGCUUGGGUUAUAUACACCCAAUCUAAUGGCCUCCCCAAUGCCACUUGUCUUAGCCGCUUGGUCUCUCAGCUCUCCUACCAGAAUUCAUCUGUAAGCUUCUCGCGCGCCCAGUCCAUCGUCACGCGCCUCCGCCAUGAGCGGCAGCUCCACCGUCUUGAUGCCAACUCCCUUGGCCUUCUCGCCGUGGCCGCAGCCAAAUCUGGCCACAUACUUUACGCCUCUUCCAUUAUCAAGUCCAUGUUACGGUCCAGCUACCUUCCCCAUGUCAAGGCGUGGAGUGCCGUUGUUAGCCGUCUCGCCUCCGCCGUUGAUGAUGGUCCCACCGAGGCGAUCAAGCUGUUUGACUCUGUGGUUCGUCGGGUCCGCAAAUUUUCGGACCCAGCAAUGGUUUCUGACUCACGACCAGACACAGCCGCCUACAAUGCUGUGUUAAAUGCUUGUGCAAAUUUAGGUAAUACUAAAAUAUUUUUGAGAUUGUUUAGUGGGAUGAGUGAGUUUGGUUCUGAGCCUGACGUUUUAACUUAUAAUGUUAUGAUUAAAUUGUGUGCUAGAGCUGGUAGGAAAGAUUUGCUUGUCUUUGUUUUGGAGAGAAUUCUUGAAAUGGGAAUUCCUUUGUGUAUGACUACUUUACAUUCGCUUGUGGCUGCGUAUGUUGGCUUUGGCGAUUUAGAAAUGGCUGAGAAUAUGGUUCAAGCUAUGAGAGAAGGGAGGAGAGACUUGUGCAGGAUUCUUAGGGACUUGAAUAUUGAUUACUCAAGUGAAGAUUCGAGUGGAAAUGAAGGAGAUGAAGAUGUUUUUGAAAAGUUGCUUCCAAAUUCGAUUAAUCAAAGUAGUGAGCCACCAUUGUUAUCUAAAAUUUAUGCUCCUAACUCGAGAAUUUACACGACUCUGAUGAAGGGUUACAUGAAAGAAGGCCGUGUGUCUGACACCGUCAGAAUGCUAGAGGCAAUGAGACAUCAGGAUGAUUGUGCCAGCCAUCCCGAUCAUGUUUCGUACACAACUGUUGUUUCUGCUCUUGUGAAGGCAGGGUCAAUGGAAAGGGCUCGCCAAGUUCUUGCUGAAAUGACUAGAAUUGGUGUGCCUGCAAAUCGAAUUACUUAUAAUAUUCUUCUCAAGGGUUAUUGCCAGCAGUUGAAGAUUGACAAAGCAAAGGAACUGCUCCGCCAGAUGUCUGAUGAUUCUGGGAUUGAGCCUGAUGUUGUUUCGUAUAAUAUUUUGAUUGAUGGAUGUAUACUGAUCGAUGAUAGUGCAGGUGCUCUUGUGUUCUUCAAUGAGAUGAGAGCAAAAGGGAUUGCUCCCACUAAGGUCAGUUAUACCACAUUGAUGAAAGCUUUUGUCUUGUCGGGUCAACCUAAGUUGGCAAGGAAGGUGUUUGAUGAGAUGGUGAAAGACCCACGAGUGAAAGUUGAUUUGGUUGCUUGGAAUAUGUUAAUUGAAGGAUAUUGUAGAAUGGGAUUCAUCGAAGAAGCAAAAAGACUUGUUCAAAAAAUGAGAGAGGAUGGUUUUUACCCUAAUGUUGCAACAUAUGGCAGCCUUGCAAGCGGGAUUUCACUGGCUAGGAAACCAGGAGAAGCACUUUUGCUUUGGAAAGAAAUAAAAGAAAGGUGUGAGGCAAAAAGAGAAGGCAUGAAAUCAGAUUCCAAUUCACUGCCACCAUUGAAACCUGAUGAGGGACUGUUAGAUACUCUAGCUGAUAUAUGUGUGAGGGCUGCCUUCUUUAAGAAAGCUUUAGAAAUUAUAGCAUGCAUGGAGGAGAAUGGGAUACCUCCAAAUAAAACAAAAUAUAAAAAGAUUUAUGUGGAAAUGCAUUCAAGGAUGUUUACUAGUAAGCAUGCCUCACAGGCCAGGCAGGAUAGGAGAAAGGAGAGAAAGAGAGCCGCCGAGGCUUUCAAGUUUUGGCUGGGUUUGCCUAAUUCUUAUUAUGGAAGUGAAUGGCGACUUGAACCUACCGAAGAAGAUGAUUACAUUGAAGAUGACUCUGUGUAAUCAGCACAUGACUGUAUGCUUCUACAGAGAUUGGAAAAUCAUGUUUUAAUCUAUCUACAGAAUUUGAACCAAAUGUCAUAUGUUUGGAUUUUGAUGUAAUCUGAAUUCCAUUCUAUGAUGGCAUGUCUGGAGUUUGCUAAGAGCCUCAGAGUUCUAGAAUUCAGAGUUUCCACAAAUGUAUCAAUGGCUUGAACUCCAAGGGCAAUCCUUUCUGCCAAAUUGUAUCUUUCCAGCAAUACAAGAAAGUGGUAACUUUGUUUA
Mangifera indica (mango) is the source of this 2684-nucleotide messenger RNA. RefSeq names its product pentatricopeptide repeat-containing protein At3g09650, chloroplastic-like. NCBI's taxonomy places the organism in Eukaryota, Viridiplantae, Streptophyta, Magnoliopsida, Sapindales, Anacardiaceae. Gene Ontology annotation, molecular function: protein binding. The record is from RefSeq and is a predicted model, not a curated record. Bases 165 to 2423 code for a protein of 752 amino acids. The transcript has a single exon.